Pungitius pungitius (ninespine stickleback) is the source of this 1976-nucleotide messenger RNA. It is a transcript of the gene mybpha, whose product is annotated as myosin binding protein Ha. The record is from RefSeq and is a predicted model, not a curated record. Lineage: Eukaryota; Metazoa; Chordata; Actinopteri; Perciformes; Gasterosteidae. The coding region runs from base 59 to 1633 and encodes 524 amino acids. The transcript has 12 exons. Gene Ontology annotation, molecular function: protein binding.
GUGCCAGAUAUAUUACUUAAGAUCCCUCUUGGCUCUGGACAGGACGUCUAUCAGCACAAUGCCAGGCAAACCUGCCCCCAUCAAGAAGUCCCCGGCCAAGAAGGCUGCCAAGAAGGCGCCUGAGGCGUCUCCCGUAGAAGCUCCACCUGUGGAAGCUGCACCUGCGGAUGCUCCGCCUGCGGAAUCUGCACCUGCGGAUGCUCCGCCCGCGGAAGCUGCACCUGCGGAUGCUCUACCUGCAGAAACUGCCCCUGUGGAAGCAGCCCCAGCUGCCGAGGGACUAGUGGACGGCCCCACUGCUGAAGGAGUCACCCCAGCUGUUCCAGCAGAAGCUGCUGUAGUUGAAGAGCCGCCCAAGGCUCCCACACCUCCACCUCCUGCAGUCCCCACCAGCGCUCCUCUGGACGUUUCUGUGGAUGACGUGAACGACUCCAGCCUCACCAUUAAAUGGAACGCGCCACACACCGUCGGAGACUCCGGAUUGGACGGAUACCUCGUUGAGUACUGCAAGGACGGAACAACAGACUGGGUUGUUGCUCAAGAGGAACUGAGCCCGACCAACGUCUACUGCAUCAAGAACCUCUCCUGCUGUGACGUGCUGCACGUACGCGUGGUGGCUGUGAACCGCGGUGGCCGCAGUGAACCCGGUUCCCUUGCUGAGCCUGUGCUCAUCCGGGAGGUCGCGGAGCGUCCAAAGAUUCGCGUCCCCCGCAUUCUCAAAUCCUGCUUAGUCAAGCAGGUCGGAGAGCAGAUCAAUCUGGUCAUCCCUUUUCUCGGAAAGCCCAAACCUGUGGUGUCCUGGCUGAAGGACGGUCAGCCUGUGGAUACAAGGGUGAAUAUAAGGAACAGUCACAAGGACAGCAUCAUGUUUAUCCGCAGUGCUCAAAGGGAGGACUCUGGUACUUAUGAAAUUACAGUUAAAGUGGACAGCUUUGAGGACAAAGCCACCGUCGCCCUUCAAAUUGUGGACCGGCCUGGCAGUCCUGCCAACGUGAAGCUGGUGGACACCUGGGGUUUCAACGCUGCUCUUGAAUGGAGCCCUCCCAAGGACAACGGCAACACAGAGAUCACUGGAUACACCAUCCAGAAGGCCGACAGAAAGACCGGGGUGUGGUUCUCGGUGCUGGAGAACUACCACCGGCUAACGGCCACCAUCACAGAUCUCAUCAUGGGAAACUCGUACUCCUUCAGGGUUUUCGCUGAAAAUCAAGUGGGAGUCAGUGAGACGAGCGCUGUCACCAAGGGGGUGGCCACCAUCCAGAAGACGGGAAUUGUUUACAAGGCUCCAGAGUACCCGGAGCGGGACUACAGCGAGGCACCAAGGUUCACAACACCCCUCACUGACCGCGCUGCCACUGUGGGAUAUACCACCAAGCUGCUGUGCUCUGUCCGUGGAUGCCCCAUGCCUAAGAUCGAGUGGUUGAAGAAUAAAGUGAUCAUCGGAGACGACCCCAAGUAUCGCCAGAACUCUACCCAGGGUAUCUGCUCCCUCGAGAUCCGUAAACCCUGCUGCUUCGAUGGCGGUGUGUACACCUGCAGAGCCAAGAACGAGCAGGGAGAGGCUGCAGUCUCCUGCAAGCUGCAAGUCAAACAGGUUAUUCUUCCGGUGGCUGACAAGGAGAAGGGAAAAUAAACCAUCCCUCACCUCCAAAGAGUGUUAGGUGAAUAAGUGAGAUUCUGUGCAAUGGGGUUUGCUUAAAGAAGAAAAUGGAAAGAGCUACAAACCAACAUCUCCGUAUCUACUUCCAUCCCAACUCCCACUCCUCUUAGAAUGCCCGGAAGACCCAAGCAGCCCUACACGUCCCAGUCAUAUGUUGUUUCAUUUGGUGACAUGCAUGUCAGGAUAUAUAAAUAUAUAUAUGUAUAUAUAUAUAUAUAUAUAUAUAUAUAAAUAUAAUAUAAAAACAAGUCUGGCGUUGCCCAUAUAAAUAUUUACAUAUGUACCACACAAUAAAACAUUGAAACAUUGGACAUGC